Darwinula stevensoni is the source of this 3682-nucleotide messenger RNA. The record is from the annotation of a GenBank genome assembly. NCBI's taxonomy places the organism in Eukaryota, Metazoa, Arthropoda, Ostracoda, Podocopida, Darwinulidae.
AUGGACAUCAUUGGCCUAGAAUGCAGGGUUACACUUGAUGUUGUGACUGCCACAAGUGUGCUGCAGCAACGAGCCUCUGACAUUCGGAGUCAGAGGGUCAACUGGCGUUCUUAUUUGCAGUCUCAGAUGAUCAGCCAGGAGGAUUUCAACUUUAUCACAAACCUUGAGACCACAACUGAUGAGAAGCGAGGAUUAUUCCUGCAGGAUAAUCGUGCUCAGUGUGCCAAGACAUUCUUCAAUCUCCUUGGACACAUUUCAAAGGAUCAGACACUCCAGUAUCUCCUGGUCAUGAUUGAUGACCUCUUCCAGGAGGACAAAUCUCGGGUGGAGAUCUUCAAGGAGUAUUCAAAAAAGAAGAAGGAGAGUGUGUGGAGCCCAUUUUUGAACCUCUUGAAUCGUCCCGAUGGGUUCAUCAUGAAUAUGACAUCCCGCAUCAUUGCCAAGAUGGCCUGUUGGGGCAAGGAGCUCAUGGAUGGAUCAGACCUUCACUUCUAUCUCACCUGGCUCAAGGAUCAGAUGAGAUCCCCUGGAAACGAGUACAUGCAGGCAGUAGCAAGGUGCCUGCAAAUGCUCCUGCGCAUUGAUGAGUACCGCUUCGCUUUUGUGGGUGUGGAUGGAAUCAGUACAUUGGUGACUGUGCUUAGCGGGAAAGUGAACUUCCAGAUCCAGUACCAGCUCACCUUCUGUCUCUGGGUCCUCACCUUCAAUCCCAUGCUUGCUGAGAAGAUGAAUAAGUUCAAUGUAAUUCCAAUUCUUGGUGACAUUUUGAGUGAGUCCGUUAAGGAGAAGGUCACACGUAUGCUUCUGGCUGUACUCAGGAAUUUGCUGGAGAAACCUGAAGAAGAUAGUGUAAAAAGGGAGAAUUGUUUGGCGAUGGUGCAAUGCAAAGUACUGAAGCACGUGGAACUCCUCCAACAGCGCUCAUUUGAAGAUGAGGAACUCAAGCAGGACAUAGAGUUCGUCAUUGCCAAGCUACAGGCUUCCGUGCAGGAUCUCAGCUCAUUUGAUGAGUAUUCAAGUGAGGUGAAGUCAGGUCGACUUGAAUGGAGUCCAGUACACCGGUCGGACCGUUUCUGGCGUGAGAAUGCUGGCCGACUGAAUGACAAGAACUAUGAGCUUCUGAAGAUCUUGAUCCACCUCCUUGAGACAAGUAAAGAUCCACUUGUUCUCUGUGUGGCCAAUCAUGACAUUGGGGAAUAUGUUCGACAUUAUCCCCGUGGGAAACAUGUGCUGGAGCAGUUGGGAGGGAAAACACUGGUGAUGACUCACCUGACUCAUACUGACCCCAAUGUUCGUUAUGAAGCUCUCCUUGCUGUUCAGAAACUGAUGGUCCACAACUGGGAGUACCUGGGCCGGCAGCUGGAGAGAGAGGUUGGGAGCCCUCCUGGCACUGCACCCGGCGCUGUCCCUGCCGUUGCACGUUGGCUCCGGAUCGCCUGGCGUGUGUGCGAGAUUGUGGUGAAUGGUGGCGUCUGCAGCUUCGGGGAGGAGUCGCUGCUUGGGAAAAAAUGUGACCAAAUGGAUCUGCAGGAAGGAAAGUCCAUCACCGAGGAGCGACAGAAGUCUGUCCUCGAAUAUCGGAGCCGUUUGCAGAAAGGUGCUGGACCCUGGGGCGUCCCUUUCCUUGGUUAUGCGCCUUUCCUCCUCGGCACCUGCUUCUACGAGAAAUUCCAUCACAUGAAGAAGAAAUACGGCGACGUGUUCUACAUGUAUCUGGCCGGGAAAGACCUGGUGAUCCUCGGCGAAGGAAGCAUCAUACGGGAUGCAUUCUCCAAACCCAACCUCAACGACAGAUGCGACCUCGUCAUGUUCAGACAAUUCGCCAGUGGCAGUAACGGGCUCCUGGCAACAAGCGGAAAACUAUGGCACGAGAAUCGGCGAUUCACGAUGAAGGUACUCAGGGAAUUUGGGAUCGCGAAGGCGCCGCAAUUGAACGCCAUGAUUCUUCAGGAAGUCCUCAAGAUUUGCGAAAUCAUCAAACGGAAUAAGGACAACCCCCAAGAUCUUCAACAUCCGAUCAACGUGGCCAUAAUCAACAUGAUUUGGAAGCUGACCGCAGGGAAGCAGUUCGAAUACGACGACAGCGAGCUGAAGGAUAUCCUGGACCGUUUGACUGUCCUCACGGAAGAUGUCCUCAGCAUGGGACCUUUCCAUGUCUGCCCAUCGCUUCUCCAGUUCUGGUCUCCCGUCCGCAGGGCUUAUGAGCGGCUCGUUAAGGGGAUCUUUCGAGGGCCAGACUUCGAUAAGUUGUUGGGUUUCAUGCCGUUUUCGAUCAUAGCCAAAGAGGUGGAAAAGCAUAGACAGCCCUCGGAAGGAAAGGCUCCCAGCGACUACAUCGAUGCGUAUUUGCAGCAAAUGAAAGAGUUGGAGAAGAGAGGGGAAUCUAAUCCCAAUUUCACCGAGUUUCAGCUCUGGGCAAACGUAUCAGACCUCUUCUUCGCCGGGAGCGAGUCUACAACGCACUGCAUCCGUUGGUGCAUCCUCUUCCUACUCCGACAUCCAGACAAGCAAGAGAUACUCCAGUCGGAGGUUGAUCAGAUUGUGGGGAAGGAUAGACUCCCGUCUCUCGACGACAGGCAUCAAUUAACAAAUUUUGCCAGAGUGGAAGAAAAGAAAGAUGGAUCUCGUUCCCUCUCGCCCAUUCCUCUCGGGUCUUACGUGGAUUGCACGUGGUCCUUCGUCGGCUUCGUGAUUUUAAGUGCUUUCGGAGUGGAGUGCGGAGGCGGGAAUUAUUAUACCUGGGAGCCUCAGAUUUCCUAUUGCGUUUCCUUCGUGAUGAACGUGGUCGACAUGAGUCGUGGAUACGAGAUGAGACCGGAAAUCCACGAUCAAGUUUCAGAAGAGGCAUAUACGAAUCUUCUUGUCUCCAGCAUGGUCAUCCUUCUCGCGUUCAUCAUUUUUGAUUCUCUUCUCAUUCAUGGAGUUCGGAAGGGGAAGAGGAAACUAAUGAUACCAUGGUUGGCUCUGGAGCUCCUGGCGCUGAUCACAGGCAUAAUAAUUUUCGUCGUGGUUUUCUUAAUGCUCAUCGGGUUACUUGUCAUGACAAAGAAUGGUCUCUUCUUCAUCAUCUUCAUCGUCGUGGCUGUCGUUUUCUUAAUCGCAUAUUCCAUUGCUGUGCACUUCUUCCUCGUCGUCUACUCCCAUUUCAAGGAGCUCGAGAAUCUCGAUCAUGCCGGUGGAGAGCAUGGCUUCGAAGGCAAGCAAGAAAAUUUCAACGCCGAGUUUGUCUCAUACCGUUCGCAAAAGCAAGAAGUGUAAAUUUCACGGUCCAAAAGAGUUUCGUCGGACAUCCCUUCAUGCGAGGAAAAUGGGAGAUAACAGGACCGUCCGACUUGCCUACAUGAAUUUUUCAUUGUAUUUUAUUCUAUGACAAAUAACAGAUAUUGAUCCGGUCAAUGGAAAUAGGUGCACAUGUGAACAUAGCAAAAAAUACGGGCUUUCGUAAUUUCGGCUAAGUUCCAAUCAGCAAAAAUGACUUACUCGUCAAAUUAGUAAACAUACAAUUUCCUCAUGGCGGGAAAGACGAGGAAAACAUUAGUCUCAUUUGUCAUUGAAAGGAGGCCCACGAUUGGACUGGAAAGACCUUCAUUCAUCCGUUCAUAUUCAUUGUGUCACAAACGUUGCUUGCAUAAUUUAUGUGCUUGGAUAUUUUCAUUUUUGUAUUUUCAACAUUGGAUGUGAU